AUGAAGAAAUCAACAGCAACAGCAGUUCCAUCUCGGCAACAUAAAGCCACAAUAGUGACUAACACAAAAGAUCGCCAACAAAAUCAGAAAGAAAAUCAAAGCAAUGAUGGCCAAACCGAUCCAUUCUCGUCCUUGGAUAAUUUUAAGAUUGAGAGUCGAAUUGGUAAAGGUCAAUUUAGUGUCGUCUAUUAUGCUAAAAGUUUAACCGAUAAAACCAAAUAUGCUGUCAAAAAAGUCGAUGUCUCCGAUUUAGCAAGUUCUAAAGCACGCCAAGAAUGCAUGAAAGAAAUUGAAUUAUUAAAAACAGUAGAUCAUCCCAAUAUCAUCAAGUACUAUGCAUCGUUUAUGAAAACUGAUUUUUUAUACAUUAUAUGCGAAUUAGCCGAUGCUGGUGAUUUAGCUAAAAUGAUUACUACCUUUCGCAAUCGCAAAUUAUAUAUUCAGGAGCACACUGUAUGGAAAUACUUUGUUCAGAUUGCUAGUGCAAUCGAACAUAUGCAUGAUCGCCGUAUUAUGCACCGUGAUAUUAAGCCCGCUAAUAUCUUUAUGACAACGAGUGGAGCGGUUAAAGUAGGCGAUCUUGGUCUAGGCCGAUCAUUUAGUUUUAAGACAACGGUAGCCCAUACUUUAGUGGGCACGCCGUAUUAUAUGUCACCAGAACGUGUUAAAGAAAAUGGUUAUAAUUUUAAAUCAGAUAUUUGGUCAUUGGGUUGUUUAUUAUAUGAAAUGGCCGCUUUAAGGCCGCCAUUUUAUGCUGAAAAUAUCAAUUUACUUGUCUUAUGUCAACAUAUCGAAAAGUGUGAGUAUCCUCCGCUGAGGAAAGAUCGCUAUUCGAGUGAUUUACGCGAUUUAGUCGAUGCUUGCAUUCAAAAAGAACCCAAUAAUAGGUAUGAUGCUAAAAUGGUAUUACAAGUAGCCAAAAUUAUGAGCAGUAAAGAUAAGACCAAAUUACGUUCAUGA
Messenger RNA from Trichoplax adhaerens, 960 nucleotides. RefSeq lists its product as uncharacterized. Bases 1 to 960 code for a protein of 319 amino acids. NCBI's taxonomy places the organism in Eukaryota, Metazoa, Placozoa, Uniplacotomia, Trichoplacea, Trichoplacidae. The transcript has a single exon. Gene Ontology annotation, molecular function: ATP binding; protein kinase activity. Gene Ontology annotation, biological process: protein phosphorylation. The record is from RefSeq and is a predicted model, not a curated record.